AUGUUAAUCGAUGAACAAAAUGUCGAUAAAAACAUUACAACAAUUCGAACACUUCAUCAAACGACUAUUGAUCAACGACCUUAUGAUUUAACUGAAUAUCUUAUUGAAUUUUUUCAAUUUAUUAAUAAACAAAAACAACAUACAAGUUUAUCAAAUAUAUUUAAUUUAUUAACCAAUCUUUUACGUGAUUAUAUUGAUCGUGCUGCAUUAAAAAUUGAAUUUCUUAAAGCAAAAUGUUUAGAAAUAAUAUAUGAAAUAUUAAUUGAUGAAGUAAAUGAUGAAACUAAUAUUAUGUCAAUUCUUCAAUUUAUUUCUGAGCUUCUUGUUAAUUCAGAAAAUGUUCAAGAAAAAUUUCUUAAUUUUAACGGCUAUGAAAAAAUAUUUCAUUUUCUUUAUCAUAUACAUUCACCAACAAUUGAUUUUAUAAACCAAUUACUUAUACUUAUGACAGAAAAACCUACAUUACAAGUUGAUAAUUCAUUAACAGCUGUUGAUGUAUUUGUUCAUUUAAUUAAUCCACAUAUAACUGUUAUAUUAAUACAUUGGAUACCAUAUUUAAUAAAUACAUUUCAUCAACAUCAUAUUAUACAUUCAAUAAAUAUAAUUGUAUCACGUUCAUUACAAAAUAAAAUGAUGGCUUGCUCAAAUGAUAUUAUUUAUUCUUUAAUUGAUAUACUUUUUUUAAAUAAAUCUACGGAUAAAGUUUUACUUGAUAAUAUUUUUUCAACAUUAGAAAAAUUAGCACGUUUUUCAAUAAGUACGGAAGAAAUUCGUCAUAUUUGUCAACUGUUCAAUGAAAAUACGUUAUUUAAAAAACAAUUAUUACGUAUUUUAAUUACAGCAGCUAAGCAUGAUGAUCCUGAUACACAAACAGUAUCAUCAUAUUUUGAUUUACAUAGAUCAAACAGUGGAAUUAUUUUACCAAUUAUACGUCGUUGGCCCUCCGUAUCAUCUUCGUCUUUACAUUUUUCAUUUCAUUGUUGGUUACGAUUUAAUCAUGAAAUGGAUAGUUUUCCACAUAAUGCUCGUCGUCAAAUUUAUUCAUUUUAUUCAGAUUCUAUUGGUCUUGAAUCUUUUAUGCAUAAUUCAUCAAUAUAUAUAUUAAUUAAUGAUCGUCGUGAACUUGCUUAUACUGAAAUCAAUGAAUUUGAUGAAUUAUUGGAUGGUUGUUGGCAUUCAUUAACAAUUAUUCAUACAGCACAACGACCAUCAUUACUUGCUGCUGCAUUUCAAGCUGUAUCAACAUGUCAUUUAACAGUUUAUUUUGAUGGUUUAUUAAAAAAACAAAUAAAAGAUUUUAAAUAUGUAUCUUUAAUUAAUGAUCCAAUAAGUUUAGCUUCAGUUGGUGCACCUAGUCAACGACCACGUAUAUCAACAAUGAAUACAAAAAACGAUUCAUUACCUUUAUCAAGAACAUUUGCUAAAACAAUACAACCAAUUAAAGGUUUAUUUUCAUCGAAAGCUAAAACUCCUAAUCUAUCUGCUGGAAAUCCAUUACUUCAUGGACAAAAUAUUAUGAUAAUUGAACCUAAUAGUCAAGAUGCUAUUUUUGGAGAAUCGACUAGUUUACAUGGACAAUUAGCUUGUAUUUGGAUUCUAGCAGAAACAUUGAAUGAAGCACAAGUUAAAUAUUUACAUUCAAUGGGCGCUGAUUUUUGUCAUCAACAGCAUCCAAUAUCAAGUAGUGAUACUUCAAUGUCUUCAAUCAUAUUCGAUUUAAUUGCAACUCGUUCUCUUCUUGUUUAUCAUCCAUUAGCAUGUAAUGGUCAAAUUUGUGUUGAUAUAUCAGCUUGUACAUCUCAAAUGAAUGGUCGACUUAAUAAUGGUUCAUGUUUACGUCUUCGUUCAUUUUCUGAAUCAUUAUUAAAUUUAGGUGGUUGUCCUAUACUUUAUCCAUUAUUUGAAAAAUUUCAAGAAACGGACUGUUUUGAAGGUAUACCUUCAGAUAAUAUAUCAACACCAUCAUCAUUAACACCAAAUAAUGGUCAAUCAUCAACUGAUUGGAUUAUUGUUCGUAAACAAUCACAAAAAAAUUUAUCUGAUAUUGAUAAUCGUUUAAUUUCAAAUCCUAUGGCAUCAAUUAUAAAUCUACUUCGUUGUGUUUUAUCAUCAACGUCAACAAUAAUUUUAACUGAACAAAUAACAAAACAUUAUAAUGUUGAAUUAUUAGGCCAACAUUUAAAUCGUAUAUCAUCAUUUUUUAUUGAUCAACAAUUACUUAUUGCUAUUCAACAAUUAAUUGACUGUAGUCGAUUAAAUGAAUCAUCUAACUUAUUAACAAAUCAAUUAAUUCAAUAUAUUUUACUUGAUUUUGGUUUAUGGAAUAAAGCUAAAUAUGAUGUACGAACAGCACAUUUACAAUAUAUUGCAGCUAUUAUAAAAGAUGAAAAAAAAUAUUAUCGAUCAAAAUUUGGUGUACAAUAUUUUUUAGAUAUUAUUCGACAACAUUUUCAUACGUCAGAAGAAGAUACGGAUGAACAAAAACAAUUACGUAGUGCUGUUUAUGGUAUUAUCAAAUAUUAUGUUCAACGUCAUAUACGUAUUGAAGAACUUAAUGCUUUACUUUGUUCAAUAUCAACAUUAUCAAAAUUAAAUGAUAUUAUAACACAAGAAUUACUUGAUUUUAUUCUUGCAUUAAUUGAUCCACCAUCAUCAUCAACGGAGACAACAAUAGGACUUCUUUGUGAACCAAAUAUGACUGACAGUCUUUAUGCUUUAUUAACAUUAAAUAAUUUAACAAGUAAAACAAAAGAAAUUGUUUUGAAAAUUAUUAAAUAUCUUGUGGCAUCACGACGUGUGCCACAACAAGUACGAACACAAUUAAGAUUAGAAACAAAUCAUAUUGGAUUUGGUGGAAUUAUAUCAGAUUUAACACCUAAAGAAUUGAGUGUAUCAAUUGUACGAGAAAUUCUUAAUUUAAUUAUUAAUUCUGAUUCAUCAGUUGAUGUUGAUCAACUUAAUAUUGUAUUAACACUUUGUAGUGCUGCAUCACUUGAUGUUCGUUAUGUUGCUAUGCGUAAAUUAACGACAUGUUUUAUUGCAAAUCCAUCAGUAUGUCGUUCAUAUGCUAAAUCUCAUGGUUGGCAAGAAACCUUAGCACAUUUUUUUGUUAAAUCUCGUCGUUCAAUAUCAAUGCAAUUAUCUCAAUAUUUAACAUCACCAAACGUAUCAAAUGAUGUUCCUGUAACAAGCAAAACAGAUCAAAGUGUUGAUUUUGGUAGAGAAAGUUCUAAUAGUACAAUUAUCGAUAAUAAUAGUCUUCAUGUUUCAUUAAAAACGCGACAAGCAUUUGAAUCAUCAUCAAGUGUAGAAGAUUCAACACAAGAAAGACUUUCACAACAAGCUGAUUUAUCACCAAUUAUAGAUGAAAAUAUUCAAAGAAAUUUAGCUAAAAUACUUGCAUCACCAAGACCAUCAGUAUCAUUACAUUCAGGUCGUUCAUCUAUUAGUCUUUUUAUCGAUAGUAAAGAUAUAACACCAGAAUUUCUUCAAAGAAAUAGUGAAUAUUCUCAACAAAAUUCAAUUGAACCAGGAAGAUCAACAUUACGAUUGUCUUCAACUAGUCAUGAAGAUCUUCUUUUAACGGUUAAAAAAGAGAAUUCAACUGAUGAUUUUACUUCAAUAACUGGUAGCAGCGACGCUUUAUGCUCAUUACCAAGAACAACUACUAUGACAAGUGCGACAAGUAUAGAAGAUACAUCGUUUUUUAUUCCUUCGCCAACUCAUCCAGAAGAUGGUGGUCUUCUUGAAGAACUUUGUGAAACACUCAUAUUAACAAUAGUAAUGGUUUUAUGGAAAGGAAUAGCCAAUGCUGAUGAUGAAGCUUGGAUAAAUCGUGGUCAAAUAUUUUCAGCACUUCGUUAUCUUCAUCGUGAUUAUGAAUUCUAUUUACCAAUAGUUUAUAUUGAACGACGUAUACUUGAAUUAAGCAUGGAAGUAUGUUUAAAUGAUCUUAAACUAAGUGGAGGUAAAACAACAUCAGUUUAUGACAACAAUUGUCGUGAAUUAAUUAAAAUCGUUGAUGAUUUUCUUUCACAAGCAACUGAUAUUACUGAUCGAAUUACAGAAAAUUUUAUUAAUGGAAUUCUUCCAAUAUUAGAUUCAAUGCUUAUAUUUGAAGAAAAUGGUACUGGUGAUCAAACAGUAUCAACACUUGUUUCACAUGAUGAACAUUGGACUGAAACAUCAUUAACUGGUCUUAAUAUUCUUUUAAAUCUUCUUUCUCAUCCAAAUCUAUCAUAUUGUGGUCCCGCAUCUGUUCGUAUACAUUCAUUAUUACAUAGUCGUCCAUUAAAUGGACGUGAAGAAGCUGCAUAUUUAUUAUCUAAUGUAAAUAGAAUCCUUUCAUCUAUAGCGCAAAAUGAAGAUUCUGAACAUUUUGGAUAUUUAUUACCAAUAAUGAAAACAAUUAUUGAUAAAUCUUAUGAAAUUCUUCAAAUGAAUGUACAAAUACCCAAUGUACCAUUACGUAAAGCAACAUCAACAGCAUUAGAUGAUUUUCGUCAAUAUAGUUCAUCAUCAGAUAGUCAAGAAUGGCAAAUGUUUAUUCAACGACAUAUUGAACCACUUGCUGAACAUUAUCGUUCAAUGUCUAUAAGGCCAUUUCAUAUGAAUAUGAAAAUAUGGUGGAAUAAUUGUCAUGAAAUGAUGAUGAUUGGUAUACAUAAACGAAAUAGACAAAUUGGUGAAGAAAAAUUAAAAUUUCAAAGUCAUAUUGUUGAACAUUGGCAUCAGCGUCGUCGUUCUGAUCAACAACGUAUGUUGAAAUUAGCUAAACAACGUCGUAUACAUCAAAUACAUGUUGAAAAAGAAUGGAAAGAUCGAGAAAAAUAUAUUAAUGGUGAACGUGGUCCAUGGUGGAAUGAAAAAAAUUGUAAAGAACGUUAUUGGAAGUUAUCUGAUCGAGAAAAUAUUCACCGCAUGAGGUGUAAACUUAUUGAAAACAAAGAUUUUAAUAAACAUGAUGAAGCAAGCCGUUUAAGAGAUAAUUUAGGUAUUGAUUCAAUAGACGAAUCACGUCAAUCAUUACUUGAAGAAAGUUUAAAAAAUAAUCAUUUAUUAAUUCCACAAGAAAUUUUACAUGGAAAUUCGUUUGAUGAACAAGAACUUCUAGAUAUUGCAAAUGAAACUCAAUCAUUAUUACUUGAAGAAAAAGAAAAAAUGAUUAUUGGUACACAAUGUUCAUUAAUAACUUCAACAUCAGUAACAGAUGGUAAACUUGAAAUAACAAAUCGAUAUAUUUAUUUUUUUGAUUCAACACCACAAAAAACUUGUGAAAAAGAUUUUAAAUAUCCAUUAUCAUGGUUACAAGAUGUACAUUUACGUCGUUAUAAUUUACGUCCAUCAGCAUUAGAAUUUUUUCUUCUUAAUCAAACAAAUUUUUUAAUUAACUUCGAUAAAAAAUUACGACGACAAAUUUAUCAAAAAAUCGUGUCAUUAAAAUUAUCUGGAAUGAAAAGUGUUUAUUCAAAUUUAUCAAUAAAAAUAACACCACAAGAAAUUUUAAAAGAAUCAAAAUUCACUGAAAAAUGGGUUACAAGAGAAGUAUCAAAUUUUGAUUAUUUAAUGAUGUUGAAUACAAUUGCAGGACGAACAUACAAUGAUCUUAAUCAAUAUCCUAUUUUUCCUUGGAUAUUAAAAGAUUAUAUUUCGGAAGUAUUAGAUAUUAAUGAUCCAAAUAUUUUUAGAGAUUUUUCUAAACCAAUUGGUAUACAAAAUGCAAAACAUAUUGAAGAUGUCAGAUUAAAAUAUGAAUCAUUCGAUGAUCCAACUGGUUUAAUGAAAAAAUUCCAUUAUGGUACACAUUAUUCAAAUGCUGCAAGUGUUAUGCAUUAUCUUAUUCGAAUGGAACCUUUUGCUACAUUACAUAUUCAAUUACAAAGUGGAAAAUUUGAUAUAGCAGAUCGUCAAUUUCAUUCAUUUCAAUCGGCAUGGUUAAAUAUAAUGGAUUCUCCAAAUGAAGUUAAAGAAUUAAUUCCGGAAUUUUUCUAUUUACCAGAAUUUCUUAUUAAUUCAAAUAAAUUCGAUUUAGGUAAACUUCAAAUAAGUAAUCAAGUAUUAAAUGAUGUUCAGCUACCACCAUGGGCUCAUAAUUCACCUGAAGAAUUUAUUCGUAUUCAUCGUUUAGCACUUGAAUCUGAUUAUGUAUCAUCUCAUUUACAUGAAUGGAUUGAUCUUAUAUUUGGUUAUAAACAAACAGGUCAAGCUGCUAUUGAUGCACUUAAUGUAUUUAUGUAUUGUUCAUAUGAAAAAGCUGUAGAUGUUGAUGCUAUCGAUGAUCCAAUAACACGUGAGGCAAUUGAAGGUAUGAUACAAAAUUUUGGACAGAUUCCAUCUCAACUUUUAAUUGAACCUCAUCCACAACGACAAACACAUGAGCAAGCAGCAUUCGAAAUUGAAUCACAAGGACGUGCAUUAAAUAUAUUUCAAAAUUUAACACAUAUACGAGCUUUUUUUGUUGAAAUAACACCAGCAGAUGAUAAAUUAUGUGAUCCAAUAACAUUUAUUUCUAUACCAAAAAAUCAAGUUCGAUCAUUUAUGCAACAAGGAAUUCCAGAUACACUUAUAACUGUUAGUGUUAGUGGUGUUGUUGGAAAUAAUGGUUGGCAACCAUAUGAUAAAUCUUUAAGUAAUUUUUUUACAUUUGAACGAGAUCCAACAUUACAAACUGAACGUAAUCGACAUAUCAUCGCUGCUCCAUUUUCUUCAUCAUUAGAAAUAAAUUAUCAUUUAUUCGCCGUUUCUCACGAUGCAAAAUUUGUUUUCAGUGGUGGUCAUUGGGAUUGGUCAUUACGUGUUUAUUCUUUAGUUAAAUCUAAAAUAAUAAGUUCAUUAAUCCAUCAUACUGAUAUAAUAACAUGUUUAACACUUGAUUCAACUGGAUAUAUUCUUGUAACUGGUUCACGUGAUACAACUUGUGUUAUUUGGAAUAUAUCUUUAAAUGACAAUCAUCAUUUAAAUAAUCCAAAUGAUCAAGAAUCUAGUUCAUUUCUUUCACCUGAUAUUACACUUUAUGGUCAUACAUCAGAAGUAACAUGUAUUUGUGUAUCAACUGAACUUGAUCUUGUUGUAUCGGGUUCAUUAGAUGGUACUUGUAAUAUUCAUACAGUUGAACAUGGAAUUUAUAUACGAACAUUACAACUAAUUGGUGAUCCUAUUAUUAAUUUACAAAUAUCAAAUGAACGACAUAUACUUAUUCAAACAGAAAAAGAUGACACACAUUUAUUUUUAUAUUCAAUAAAUGGUGUUUUAAUUCGAACAAGAAAAUUAGAAUAUAAAAUUGUUGAUAUGCUUUUAAGUGAUCAACAUAUUGUACUUGCUGUUAAUCAUGAACCAUCAUUACAACAAACAAAUACAGCAACGAAUAAAGAAUCAACAAGUUUAAUAGUUGCAAGAAUUAUUAUUAAAGAUAUGUUUGAAAUGAAAACAAUUCAAACGAUUCGUCUUCGUACACAUAUCAAUUGUCUUUAUUUUACAAAAGAUUUUAGUCAUUUACUUGUUGGUGUUAAAGAUGGAAAAUUAAUUGUAUUAACAGCUGAAAAAAAAUCUCUAACUAAAAAUGUUACUAAAAAUAAUUAG
This is a messenger RNA of Rotaria sp. Silwood2, 7578 nucleotides long. The record is from the annotation of a GenBank genome assembly. Lineage: Eukaryota; Metazoa; Rotifera; Eurotatoria; Philodinida; Philodinidae.